Messenger RNA from Suillus fuscotomentosus, 560 nucleotides. RefSeq lists its product as uncharacterized. The annotation marks the transcript as partial. The record is from RefSeq and is a predicted model, not a curated record. The transcript is spliced from 9 exons. NCBI's taxonomy places the organism in Eukaryota, Fungi, Basidiomycota, Agaricomycetes, Boletales, Suillaceae.
AGCUUUACCCCGAAUGAGAACCUAGUUAAAUGCGGGAUGUUGGUCAAUAUUACCUCAGGGCUCGGCAUGAUAUUAGCUAUUUGCUCCGACUGUUUUUUUAUCAUCAGGACGUAUGUGUUCUGGAACAGAAAUAAAAUCUUGCUCGCGGCCAUCCUGGUCACCUAUUUCUUGUGUCUCGUAGGAUCCGUCAGCAUUAUCGUCGACACUACCGUCUCCGCAGCCUAUGUGACUAUCCCGAUCCUGGGCAUCACAGGGUGCUACCAGAGUUCAACCAGUGACCAGAUUUUUAUCCCAUUUGUUCUCUUUUCUGUGUUCGGACUGGGUAACCAGGAGCAUAUGUGUGUACCAACAGGCGCUGACAGGUGUUCUCCCCAGGACUCAUGAUCCUCACGCUCAUACGUGCCAUAUAUAGCUGGCGGAGAAACACAAGCCGUCUGUACAUUGUCCUGAUGAACCAUAACAUAUUAUAUUAUGCUUGCGUUUUCCUAUUCUCAGUAAUGAACAUCUUCACAUCGUUGCUCCUCCAGGAAACAGGACUCCUAUCAGACCGUUUUGGAUGG